AUGCGACGUCAAUACAACGCGCUGCAGUGCUAUCUUACUGCAACGAUUAGCGCGAUCUUCCUUAUUUUUGCACUUACCUGCGACUCGUUCGCCUAUGCCGACUCUCCCAAUGUUCCGGAUACAGAGGACACCUUGACCCUCCGAGGGGCUGUUAUCAGCGACGGGGCAGGACUCCCACUUACGCUGGACUCGUUCAAUGGGCUGGAACUUCGUGACAGUGUCGACGAAGAUGGCGAGUCAAAUGGGCUGGAGCUUGUGCGGAGAGCCCCUAAUGCCGCGAAAGCAUUAGGCAACAACCAAUUCGCGCCGGGCGAGCUUGAGCUCGGUCUUGUUCAAUGGUUCUACCUGCCCCACGAUGUGGUGAACGGCAAACACGAUCCCAAAGGCAAGGGCCUUCCUGCAUAUUUAAAUGCUACGGUUAAAGAUGACCAUGAUACCGCCCGUGAGCUACGAAAACGAGACGAGGACUUCUCAAAGCGAGCGAUGACGACAGUCUACUUAUCGCUCACGACCUGCCAAAAGCCACUUGCCAAUGUGACCAACCCACAAGACGGAUUUCCACAACUACAGAUGUAUGUGUCGACUUCGAAGGAACUACAACAGCCAGGACCGGGCAAAGACGACUCGCAGCAGGAUAUGCACACUGCCGUUGGCGGGCAUGUGGGAAUCACCAUUGACGCGGACAGCGACGUCUUCAUCGGCGUCGCAGCGCCUAAUUCAACCGACUACAUUGGAAGUUACAAGUACCAGAUUGCAGCGUCUAUUGAUGCCUUUUUUCACAGUAUUGUGGAAGAUGACCCAAAUCUGUUCUUCAUCGACGCGGACGUAUCAUCCGCGCUGCUGGUGACGAACAACCUCACGCUGUCCGAGUCCAACUCCUCAAAUUACCGUCAAUGGAUGAACAUCGUCCCGCCAUAUACUAUGUUUGCCCACAACAUCAACGACACAGCACUGGAGGGCUUGGAGAAAUCGUUCUGCGCCCUCGAUGAGCUUUCGCAGAUGGGUCGAAUCAGUAAUUCAACUGAGGUUGGCAUGACCAAUCGUGGACUUGGAAAUAAGCCCAAAGAACAGUUCUAUAUUACCGGACUGAACCAAAGUUCCUCAUACAGCGGACUUCUAGCUAUGAUUGGCAAUUCGACCGCGUCUGGCAAUGGCAUCAUCGGCGGCGGCGGCAAGGUAUGGAAACCGAUGAACUUUACAACGAAAACAGAUGAUAACUGCGCCGUGCUAUUCAACCUAACCUUCUGCUCAGAAGUGGCAUACGCAGUCCCGUCAAACCCUAAACUAAGCGUCGACAAACUCCGCACAAUCUACGACGACCACGCCGCCGCCUACUACCAGAACUUCAAUUACUCCCUGCAACAAAUCCAAUGCAACGCAACCCAAGAAUCAAUGUUCUCCCUCGCCGUCGACUGCGAUGACUGCGCAAGCGCCUACAAACAAUGGCUCUGCGGCGUCACAAUCCCCCGCUGCGCGGACUACAGUAACGAUGCCGACUACCUGUUCAUCCGUAACGCGGGCCAAUCUUUCAUAAAUGGCUCUUCCCUACCGGAUGACAGUCCGCACCGCAAACUCGUGGCGACGAAUAAAUCCCGCAAUGCUAUCAUCGAUGAGCAGAUCAUGCCUGGUCCUUAUAAGGAGAUCCUUCCUUGUGAGGAUAUCUGUCAUAACCUCGUUCGGAGUUGUCCGUCCGCACUUGGCUUCGAGUGUCCUACGGGAGAUUUGGUGGCUUCUUCCUACGGACAGCGGCCCCUUCGGAAUGAGACGGGCAUAAUUACUUGCUCUUAUCUUGGAGCUGUGUAUUAUUUGAAUCUUGGGGUGAGGAUGGGUGCUUGGGGUUGGUUGUUUAGUUUGCUGGUUAUGGGGGUUAUGUACUUGAUGUAG
Molecule: messenger RNA, 1884 nt
Organism: Penicillium griseofulvum
Lineage: Eukaryota; Fungi; Ascomycota; Eurotiomycetes; Eurotiales; Aspergillaceae
Product: MID1 family protein
Exons: 2
Coding region: 1-1884 (627 amino acids)
Biological process (GO): calcium ion import across plasma membrane
Molecular function (GO): calcium channel activity
Source: RefSeq, a predicted model, not a curated record